Penicillium taxi is the source of this 714-nucleotide messenger RNA. RefSeq lists its product as uncharacterized. The record is from RefSeq and is a predicted model, not a curated record. The transcript has a single exon. Bases 1 to 714 code for a protein of 237 amino acids. NCBI's taxonomy places the organism in Eukaryota, Fungi, Ascomycota, Eurotiomycetes, Eurotiales, Aspergillaceae.
AUGAAGUCAGUAAUGACGAAAUUUGUUCUUUUCACAAACUUCAACCCCAAAUUCCUUGAAAACACGUCAUCGAAGAUCACGUACAGCCAAGAUACUCACGAGAUGAUAGUCAAGUGUACUGGUAAAGCUCACGCUGCGAUCGCUAAUAGCUUUAAUGACGAGAUCAUCAAACAAGUUGCAGCUAUGUCGCUGCCCCUAGCAGAUUCGCUCCUAUCAACCGGCGAUGGAAGAUGUCGCGGAAACGUGAUAUCAAAGGAUCCAGACUAUUCAGUGCGACCAAAGAGCCAGUCGCUUCCUCCUAGCCGGUCCACGGACUGGCCCUCUAUUGUUGUGGAAGUUGGAGUUUCCGAAAAGCUUCCCCAAUCAAUGAAGGAUGCUACAUUUUGGCUAUCUAAUUCUAAUAACGAUGUCAAGAUGGUGAUAGUUGUAUCCAUUGACCCUCUUGUGCCCAACAUUCUAUUCCGCUGUGUUAUGAUAUCAGGCACAUUGGUGGAACGAAAUGGCCGCACAAAAUAUAUAUACGCAACCCGGCAAGAAAUGCAGAUCAAACGAAAUGCCGCCAGGGCAUGUGUUACCACUAAUGGCCCAUUGGUUAUUCACUUUGAAGAGCUGUUUCUUCGUCAGCCUAUGGCACCUGAGACAGACAUCACUUUGCGCUUCGCCAUUUUGGAAGGAGUGGCCCAUGCUAUUUGGGAUGACUACCUUCAUAUUUAA